Magallana angulata is the source of this 621-nucleotide messenger RNA. Its product is annotated as temptin-like. The record is from RefSeq and is a predicted model, not a curated record. The coding region runs from base 30 to 470 and encodes 146 amino acids. NCBI's taxonomy places the organism in Eukaryota, Metazoa, Mollusca, Bivalvia, Ostreida, Ostreidae. The transcript is spliced from 3 exons.
CCUGUCAACCACUCAUUUCAGAAUAGACCAUGUUGAAGAUAGCAGUGCUUGUGUGUGUAUGUGUGGGAUUAAUGCACGGUUAUCCGGGAUUCCUGAAAGAGAUUCCCAAUGGCGAAGCUGUACCCAACCCGUGUACAGAGGAUCCAGAAGACAAGUGGAACUUGGUUGGACACAAGUUUGCCUCUCGUACCGAGUUCAUGAUGGCAAGGAGACAGCUUUCCGAUAAAUACGUGAACGUGUUCGGAGAGAUGUUCUUCAGUAAUGGUCAGAACUGGACGGCUAUUUGUGACCUUGAUGCUGACAAUGAUGGAAAGACAAACGGAGUUGAAUUAGGAGACCCUGAAUGUGUGUGGGAGAGAGGAACAAUACCCGCCGGACCCGCGACCGGACACCCAGGAAUCUGUGAAAUCGAAACACAAGAGUGCCUGUCCAAGGCGUCCGAUAUCUGCCCAACCACUACGACCCCGUGAUCAAUUUCCAGCAAACACAGCUUUCUACAUUACCAUAAGACACAUCAAUAUGUUGUCUGGCUCAUAACAUUCGUAAUGACAAAUAAUGUUGCUUAUACAGUGAUAAUAAUUGUUAUAUAUUAUAAUAAAAGUAUUACAUGUAAAUCUAUAA